Messenger RNA from Hippocampus comes (tiger tail seahorse), 1313 nucleotides. RefSeq names its product chemokine (C-C motif) ligand 25b (gene ccl25b). The transcript has 5 exons. Bases 122 to 424 code for a protein of 100 amino acids. Gene Ontology annotation, cellular component: extracellular region. Lineage: Eukaryota; Metazoa; Chordata; Actinopteri; Syngnathiformes; Syngnathidae. Gene Ontology annotation, biological process: immune response. The record is from RefSeq and is a predicted model, not a curated record. Gene Ontology annotation, molecular function: chemokine activity.
ACAAUAAGAGUGCAAAGCCCAAACACGGCAUCACAGUUGUCAAGCAAGAGUUGGGAAGAAGGUCACCUCGUGUGAAGCAGUGAAUGACAAUCAGCAGCCGAGCGGAACAGCGACGGCGAACAUGAAAUUCCAAGGUCUUUUGUUCCUGGUGCUGCUCAUCUGCACCACACUGUGUGUGGCACAAGGUUCUUACGGUAACUGCUGCCUGGGCCACGUGCAAAGGAUGGGGGAGAAGGCAAAGAAAAACAUUGAGAGCUACAGGAUGCAGGAAACAGAUGGCGAUUGCAACAUCAGAGCUGUUGUGUUUACCAUGAAGAAGAGGUCUGGACGUAAGAGGCAACGCACCGUCUGCACCGACCCAGACCAACUUUGGGUCCAGGAGUUGAAAGCGGUUGUGAGGUUGAGAAUGGGGCUUCAGAAUUAGAUGAACAGCAAGAACAGGUGAACGGGACUCAUGGGGCUUGGAAGAUCUUCAUCAUAGAGCACAUGGAUCGUGUUUGGCACUUGUAAAUUUGCCAGCUUAUGUCACUGACAAAGAAUGUACAAAGUAAAUUACGCUAAAAACAUUUCAUGUCUUCUGUUUUCGACACAGGUAGCACAUAGCGAAAAUUUGAAAUGACUUUUUACCGUUUCAUGUUACUGAUGUUUAGGACUGCAAGUAAUGAGCUACUGUUGGGCAGCUUUGGAUUGUGAAUGUACACUUUAAGCCAAAAUGAUUCAUGGACAAGACUCAUUUGGAGUUCAAGUGAAUUUUUAACUGAUGAAUGAGCUUUUAGCUGGAAAUAACAUGACGCAUUGGCAAAAGACUGAGAGGCAUUGUGUUAGGAAAGGCAAUUUUCAUUAUUUGUGACCAGGAUGAUUCAUACCCUUUUUUUUUUUUUUUUUUAAUGAAUGUACAUACAGUGUUGAGAAUUGCAUAAAAACGUACAAAAUGCCACCAUUUAGUGGCAGUCGAGAGCCCUGUAUAUUCCUUUUUCUAAGAAAAAAAACGGACUUAAAACAAACUUUUAAAAAAAUCUAUAAAAAUGACUCUACAGGUAUAUUCAUUAAAAAAAAUUCAAUGAAAACAAAAAACAAAACAAACAUUUUAAUGUAAAAAAUAUAUAUAUCAUGUGGGAAAAAUGCUUCCGAUUUGUAUAGUGUUUUUUUGGACAGUAACGGACCCUAUUUUUAUAAAAUUACCACUUUGAAAAAAAAAAAAAUUUUGUAAGAUUGACAAUUUAUUCUCAUGUGUAUAUAUAUAUUUUUUCUUUUCCAUGUGGCCCUAAUACUUAUUGGUAGAAAUUACCCAUUCUACAAAAAUAAAUAAAUAC